Molecule: messenger RNA, 1698 nt
Organism: Sodiomyces alkalinus F11
Lineage: Eukaryota; Fungi; Ascomycota; Sordariomycetes; Glomerellales; Plectosphaerellaceae
Exons: 6
Coding region: 1-1698 (565 amino acids)
Source: RefSeq, a predicted model, not a curated record
AUGGCGUCCGAAUUGAUCGCUAGUCCCCGAGUGGAGCACCCACCGAGCCACUCCGAAGCUUUCUUCCGUUGGCGGAACAUGUCAAUGUCUGCCAUGUGGUACGACUACUGCGUCCCUAAUACAACUCGUCAUCUCAGGCUUUUUGUCGAUUCCUUUUUCUCAUUUUGGCUGGCCGUGAAGAUCUCGACAGUCUCCCGCUCGGAAGACGAAAUCAGUUGGUGGUAUCACCUCUCUCCUCAGUGCCAUUGUCGUAUUGUUGUUGUUUGGUGUUGUGCUGUUCGUCAGAUCAUAAACCAAAUCCUCAAGUAUCUUGCCCCUCCAGCACCUCCUAGUUCACAUUCAUAUAGCAUUGCAGGGUUCGUCUUGAAGAUGUUCAGCUGCUUCUCGUCGAUUCCGUUGAAAUGGGUCUUUGAUCGUAGCAACUUCUUCCAUGCUUCCUCCUACAAGGCGUUCCCGCUGUCAAAGCUUGGCCAAAUUGCCGAAUUAGAUGGUGGACUUCCCAGAUAUCAAACCACCUUUGGUCAUGCAAGGCUGAGGGCGCCUUGCGCUUCCCGACAACACAGCGUCCACACUUCUAUCCCCGGGUCGAUCUGUCAAGAAUUCCGGCUUGUUCGCACCGUCGCGUCGAACAUGCCGGGCCUCACAAUAGUCCCCGAUUCGAUGUCAGGACGAGGACCGGGAGGGCACUCAUCGACGCAACAGCCCCAAUCACCUCCGCGCUCAGCAUCUCCCACGCGUCCUCCCGUGAGUCCCAUCACGCCCACCCUAUCAUCCGCCCAUCUCUCCUCGGCCCGUUUCCGUCCCAGUUCUCCACCACCACACCCUCCACCCUCGUCGCAGUCGCAGCCGCAGCCGCAACCACAGGCACAACCCCAGCAACCUCGACCCGAACCCCCUUCCUUCGCCGCCAGCCGCCAAACAUACACCCACGCCCGCCUCGUCCCAGACGCAAACGCGACCGCCAUCCCCCCGCCAGCCCCCACCCCCCUCGACUUCGACUCCAACCCGGACGUCCUAGCCCUGCAAUCCGCCAUCUCCAUCCUGCAGAUGCAGCGCCAGCGCGCCACCAACGACAUCCGCGCCCUAGGCGCCGCCAAAGACGCAGCCAUCGCCGACCCGGCCGCCUUCCUCGCCGAUCUCACCUCGGGCCGCAUCCGAAACCAGUCCGACCCCCUAUUCGCAGCCGCUGCUCCCGGGAGUGCCCCCAAAGGAGGGGGAGGAGGGGGAGGAGGCGGCGGCUCUUCGUCCUCUUCUUCCGACGAUGACGACGACGACGACGACGACGACGACGACCAAAUGGACGUAGACGGUCGCCCCCCCGCAAACCACCCCCAAAGGAAAAAGAAACAACAACAACAACAACAACAACAACAACGCAACAAAAACGGCAACACCGCUACACAACCCGCCCCACCACCCCCCUGGACCGACCUGCCCCGACCACAAAACGUCGUCCGCUGCCCCCCGAUCAACUGGUCCCAGUACGCCGUCGUCGGCGAGUCCCUCGACAAGCUGCACGCCGAGCAGCUGCGCUGUCCCAGCCAGGGACAGCCCGCCGUCGUCAUGGCGCCCGGCGGGACCUACGAUUUCCGGGCCGCGGGCGACGCCAACCCGACCGAGUUUGUCGGCGUCGCCGCCCCCUACACGCCCGGGAAGGAUAAGAUCGAGAAGAAGCCGCGAGGGGGGCCUAGACGUUGA